This is a messenger RNA of Scomber japonicus (chub mackerel), 1155 nucleotides long. RefSeq names its product forkhead box protein N2. Gene Ontology annotation, cellular component: nucleus. Bases 1 to 1155 code for a protein of 384 amino acids. NCBI's taxonomy places the organism in Eukaryota, Metazoa, Chordata, Actinopteri, Scombriformes, Scombridae. The record is from RefSeq and is a predicted model, not a curated record. Gene Ontology annotation, molecular function: DNA-binding transcription factor activity; cis-regulatory region sequence-specific DNA binding. The transcript has 4 exons. Gene Ontology annotation, biological process: regulation of DNA-templated transcription.
AUGGAGAACAGCUCUCAUACACUGCCACCCUCAUCUCCAUGUCCCACCACUUUCGGAGGGUCUCUGCCGUUCUCUUCCUCGCCGCUGCAGACCUGCUCAAAUGGCCGUCUCUCACUCCCACUUUCGCCCAUUUCAUUCCCUCCGUCCCCUGCCUCACUUUCUCCAGCAACAGCAGAGUCUUUUCAGUCUUCCUUCCCUCUUUCACACUGCUUGGUAUCUCAGUGCCUCGAAGGACAAAACAUGCACUGCCUCACCCCACCGAACCUAUCUGACCAGGAUGACCUGACCUGCCUCAGCUGGCUGCAUCAGAGAGGCAACCUGCUUCCACUACAGCCCCUUCCCAAAAUGGCUCCACUGCCUCAGCUAGAGUCCUCCAUGUCUUCUCAGCCUUUUCCUCCCGGCUCCUCUAAGCCACCGUACUCCUUCAGUAGUCUGAUCUUCAUGGCAAUAGAAGAUUCACCGGACAAGAGGCUUCCAGUGAAGGAUAUCUAUGAAUGGAUUGUGAAUAAUUUCCCCUACUACGGGACAGCGUCUGGAGGCUGGAGGAACUCUGUCCGACACAAUCUGUCCCUGAGCAAGAGCUUCCGUCGUAUUCAGAGGGACAAGAGCCAGGUGGGGUUUCAGUCAGUGGGGAAGGGAUCGCUGUGGUGUGUGUGUCCAGAGUAUCGGCCGGCGCUCCUCGAGGUGCUGAGAAAGACCCACAGUUAUCACAGCACCAACAGCAACCUGAUAAACAAGCCUGAACUGUUGGAAGGAUCUGACUAUGGGGUGCCUGCAGUGUGUGAAUCUAUGGAAAUCUCAGAUCCUCUUUCACACACCCUCCUCCUGUCCACGCCCUCAUCCCAAACCCUGAUCACUGAUAAUUCAUCUUUUGCCGAAAACCCACCUUGCCCUUUGACCCCAGAUCAGGAGGAGCUCAUUACCAUGGAGGCAGUUGAUUACCAGCAGGAGGAGGUCAGUGAGGAGAUGGAGAAAGACCCCUUGUCAGACAGUGGGUACAUUGAGUUACACUACUUCCAGUCUCACCAGUACCAGUACCUGGUGCUGCCAGGUGACACCGAGUUGGACCUGGAGACUGUGGAGAUCCUUCAGCUGGAUGCCGAGGCCCAGGAGGCUGCUGGAUCACUGCUGGACCUGGCAGGAGGUGGAUAUUAA